Messenger RNA from Spodoptera frugiperda (fall armyworm), 4339 nucleotides. Its product is annotated as peptidoglycan-recognition protein LE. Bases 350 to 1708 code for a protein of 452 amino acids. The record is from RefSeq and is a predicted model, not a curated record. Gene Ontology annotation, biological process: peptidoglycan catabolic process. Gene Ontology annotation, molecular function: zinc ion binding; N-acetylmuramoyl-L-alanine amidase activity. Lineage: Eukaryota; Metazoa; Arthropoda; Insecta; Lepidoptera; Noctuidae. The transcript has 5 exons.
UGAAUCUUUCUCUUUGUUUGUCAUCCGGUCAUCCAUCAUUGCACUGAAGUUUAUUUUUGUUAUCUGUGAUAACGAAAUUGAAAUCUAAAAAAAGUUAAAAAUAAACUUGAGAAGUUGAGGAAAAUAAUUUUAUAUAUCGAAAAAAGAACAGACAAUUAGCUUCCUUAUUAUAAACAAAACAAACAACAUUAUUUUACAACUUUCUUAAAUCAAUCGGAGUGACUGAAAGUUUGUUUCCGCAAGUUUUCAUUGAAUAAAUCAAGUUUUAGGCAAGUGCAUUCUUCAUAUAAGUAUUGGUGGACAGUAAUGGGAAAUUAAAGAUGUGAAUUGUGCAUGAAUUUUAUUGAUAAUGGCACUGAAAAAUGAAACGGGCUAUGUGAAUGAUAGUAUUGGUAUUAAAGUAAAAGGCGAGUUAGGUGAUUUCCAAAUAAUUGAAGAAAAUAGCGACAGUGAUGAUGAUAUCGAGAUAGAUGACAAAAGUUCAAGGACGACUGGCACUCUUGCCACCAUUCCAACACUCCCACCAAGUUUAGUGAAGCCAAACAGCAGUCCAAUACAGGGCAAUGUGGCAAUUAAUAACUCUGAGAAUGUUGUGAUUGGUAACAACACUUAUUUCAAUGGACCUGUUAUUAUCAAGCAGGUUAUACAAAAUGCAUCUGGGUUAGAGAACCCUUCAUAUGUUAAAACUGAUGACGAAGACAUUCCGACACAAAAGUAUGAGCGAGAAACAAAAACUGAUAAAUCUAUCAAGAAGUUUCAUAUAAGAAAAUGGCAUAAGAUAACUUUUUCAGCAGUAUGUGUCGUAAUACUUGGUGGUAUCUUUGCAAUAUUGUCAAUUAUCCUUAGCAAUAAUUCUACUCAAGAUGAUAUUACUAGUUCUUCUUCACCAAUGUCUGAGGAAGACAACACCUCAAGGACUCCAAACUACACAAAGGUGGUGGGAUUGUUCUAUGAAAACUUAAACUUAAUUAUAUUUACAAUUAUAUUGACGCCAUUAAUAUUCCUGUUGAUGUUUUAUACAUUACUAACAUUGGAUGACUCUGGGGAUAAGAGUGUGGUCACCCGUAUUGAGAGGCAUAGGAAAAAGAGAGACUACGAAGCGAUAGAGGAUGAUAGUGAUCCCUAUGUGAAACCUAUCAAAGCUAAUCCAUUGUUGAUAGCUCCAGAUCACCUUAGGAUAGUACCUAGAUCUGACUGGUUAGCGCAACCAGUCGAGAAUGAGUUAGACAAGAUCAGGCAGCCCGUGCCCUGGGUUAUCAUUUCGCACACUGCUACCGAAAGUUGUAAAACACAGAGCGAAUGUGUUCUGCGCGUGCGGCUCAUACAAAUGUUCCACAUCGAGUCAAGAAAGUGGGACGACAUCGGCUACAACUUUUUAGUAGCGGGCGACGGUUCCGCGUACUACGGCCGCGGCUGGGACUACGUGGGCGCGCACACGUUGGGCUACAACAAGUACAGCAUCGGGAUUAGUUUCAUCGGAACAUUCAACAAUGAUCCCCCUCCUCAGAACCAAAUAGACGCUUGCAUCAAGUUGCUCAAAAGGGGAGUAGAAAUUGGUAAACUCGCUAAAGACUAUAAGCUGUUUGCGCACAGACAACUGGCGUCUACUCUCAGUCCAGGUGACAAGUUGUACGAUAUUAUAAAGGAAUGGCCGCACUUUGUUAAGAAUUUUACAAACCCCUCUGAGUUGCUCCCAAAAUAUGAUUGAGUCUAGUGAAUCUUAUUAGUUGUUAAAUGUAAUAUAUUGUGAUGGACGUAGUCUAUUGUUAACGUUGCUAAAUAUUGAAUAGAAAUUCCUUAUACGAUCAAAUCGUGAAUGUAUGUAAUGCCGGUUUGCCAAAGUGCCUCUGUUAGUUUAAAAACUGCGCGCCUAUGGACCAUUAGGUAUUAUUGAUAAGAUUGGACAUUUGCGUUGAAGCAUAAAUGUGCUAGUCAGGCUGACAUAGUAAGAUUGUUACUUAUUAACAAUGAAAUUUUAGAAAAGCUAGUAAACCCGGGUCGUAACCUUGUUUAUAGUAUGGUGAAGGUGAUCUAAAGUUUAUAAUUGUGUUAAGGUAUAAUGUUUCCAUUUCCCCGUAGUGUAACGUAAUGUUCAGAUGGCAAGCGUUUUGCUAAUGCGUUUUUACAACUAUAUGCAUUUUCCAUACAUUUUAUUGUGAUCGUUCACAUAUUAACAAGUACUAGGAUGUGAACGUAAUGUCUCGCGUGUACUAAAAUGCAUGUAAAGCUGAAAGCGCGUGUUAUCAAAACGCGCUUAACUGAAUCAUUCCAUAGUGUUUUUUAAUGAUUUGAUUGUGUUAUAUCGCAAUGAUACAAACGGAAAUAUAUAUACUUUUGCAAUUAUAUAUUUUGAAAUACUUUAUAAAUAAUUGUAAUUUUGAUGAAGACAUAUUUUUAUAAACUUGUAUGCACAUAUGAUUUCAUGUAAAACUCAAAGUUCUGUACGCCAUUUGCUAUAAAAUUGCAAUAAUUCUGGUUUGUGGACAAAAAUUGUGAUCUUUUGUAAAGUUUGGAAGAAUUUUAAAACUAUGCUUGUACAUUUAUUAAUGUACAUAAGAGUUAACUAAAGUAAAGUAAAGUAAGGUAAGGUAGGGAGUUUAAAAUAUCUGAAAUACUUAGUAUUUUGUUAUAAAGGUGUGUCACAAGUCAAGUAUCAGCAGUAAUAAUGUAUGCAUUGUAACGUAUGAUUAUGUCUUUACGUUACCUGUUUUAAUUAAUUGAAUCAACAAAACAAACAAUUAGUAUUCAGUUUUCGUAUUCAUCAUAUAAAAGGGUAAAUACAUUAAUAAAUUUGUAGCCAUUUUUUUAAACAUUUCGUAAUUAUUAUUUAUUGUAUGUACAAUACAAUGAUCGUCAUUAUAUCAGCCACGAGACGGCCACUGCUGAACAUAGGCCUCCCCCAAUGACUUUCAGAUACACCGGUUUGAAGCGACCUGCUUCCAUAUGUGCAAUAUAUUAGGUACAAAUUGCUUUGCUUUGCUUGUAAAAUGUAUAUGAUGUAAGAUUUUCUUUAACUGAUUCUAUUUCUUAAUUAGACUUUGUACUAUAACUUAAUUCCAUCCGGAUCCACUCACCCAUAGCCAGUGAUAAAAAUAAAUGUGUAAAAUUCUUGGUAUUCCUUUAAUUCUUUAUUUACGUUAGACAGGAUUACAUAAAAUUCAGGUUUGUGCUAAAUAGUACAUGUUCACACUUACCUUUUAGGUAAUUUUCAAUUGCGAUGAAAUAAUUAACAACAGUGUGUUACAAUCUUAAGGUCAUGGAUAUGGAUGGUCAUACAGUAUCGGCAUGGCCAUGACUCGCGUGCGGGCAUUUUUUGCUUUGGGAAAAGCCAACAUCAUUCAGUCCGCGUGCUGACAGCCCGCCGUUAGCUUUUUGUAUUUGACGUUAUGAAAUAUAUCAUAAGACAUACGAUUUAAUGUUCAAAUUUAAAUGAUAAGUUAAUAACUGGGUUCCAGUGGUGCCGUUAAUGUGUACAUGCUUACAUUCAUAUUGUAUUUUUACCUUUGAUCUCAUAAAAUAAAGAGUUAUUGCCGAUCAAUUUAUGAUUAAAAUGUAUUUACUCUCGUCACUCAAUGUUAUCAUUGGGUCUGAUAUUGGAUACUAUUUUUUGUUCUAUCUACUUAACUGUUUUUCUCUGUAAUAAUUAGAAUACAGGGUUUCGUCACGUAACACUUCAAGGAUGCUCAACUUCUUUCAAGCCAAGGUAGGGGUUCAUAAUAUUAGGCUGCGCCAUCGAAGAGUUACCCGAGUAAACCGUAUGUUCUAAUUAUUUUUAUUAUAAUUCUGGAUAGUUAUUGUUCCAUGAACAGUAUUUUGUAUAUUUUAAUAAUUUUACUGUAUUCUUGUAUGGUUGCCGCGCAUGUGGUUUUGGGUUCGAUCACUCUUGGAUUAAAUAUUAAUUAUUGAAUUUGUAAGAAAAUCCUAAUAACACCUUCAUGGAGUCUGACAUUGAACUCAGUGUUAGGAAAAGUAUGCUUUUUUUUUAAAUAGAUGCCGCAGGACUAACAGCUGGUUAAUUUACACCAAUGGCUAUCUUCUGGCGAAUAACAAUCGUAAUUCUUGUCAAGUGCAAUUAUUGUAUAUAUAUAAAUAUCUUUAUAUGGAAACAUGUGUUGUUUAAUGCAUUUAUUUUAAUAAUCUUGUAAAAAAAUUGAUUGAUACAUAUCAAUAUUAAGUGAAAGUACCUAUAUUGUUGUAAUGUGUCGUAAUUUGUUGACAAUUCUAAGAUUAUAAUAGUAAAAAAAUAGUAAACGUUGUGUUACUUGCAAAAACACUGUAAAUAAAAUUGUUUAAAAAUAUAGUUCGACAUGGAAUUCAAAAUAAAAGAAUUUUACAGGAA